AUGGAUGGAGAAAGGAAGAAGAGAAAGAUGGAGAACAGGGAAAACGAAGAAGAAAAGAUGGAGUCGUUCUUUGCUUCAAUAAAAAACAUACGAGAUAUUCGUCAAAGUAUGAUGAUCGGUCGAGAUCAAUCGAACAAGAAAGACGACGUAAAACCAAUUAAAGAUAAGCCGCCGGCGCCCGUCGUGGCUUGGAAUCCAUCGUUUCAACCAGAAGAUUUCAUGGAUGAUCCACAGCAAACGCCUCUUAAUUAUACAGCUCAGUUAGCUGGCGGCAGCCGUUCAAAGGGGAAAAAAGAAGAAGAAGAACCAGAAGACGAAGAUCAAGGUGGAGACACGGGAUUGGAUCUCAAUCUUUCUCUUUAG
Fraxinus pennsylvanica is the source of this 363-nucleotide messenger RNA. The record is from the annotation of a GenBank genome assembly. NCBI's taxonomy places the organism in Eukaryota, Viridiplantae, Streptophyta, Magnoliopsida, Lamiales, Oleaceae.